This is a messenger RNA of Carya illinoinensis, 1461 nucleotides long. RefSeq names its product heavy metal-associated isoprenylated plant protein 6-like. The transcript is spliced from 5 exons. The coding region runs from base 156 to 1145 and encodes 329 amino acids. The record is from RefSeq and is a predicted model, not a curated record. NCBI's taxonomy places the organism in Eukaryota, Viridiplantae, Streptophyta, Magnoliopsida, Fagales, Juglandaceae. Gene Ontology annotation, molecular function: metal ion binding.
UACAUACAUCCCAUACGCGUUCCCCGUGGACCAGACCUCAACCGACCCUCUUAUAAAUCCGCCUUCCAUUGCUACUCUUCAAACGAUCUUUCUAGCAAAUCUCUACGUCGGUCACAUAAUUAAUUGAUUUUUUUUGUUCAUUCUGAUUAUCGCCAAUGGGUGAGAAAGUUCAGGGAGAGAAGAAUGAGGGUGAGAAGAAGGCCGCCGACAAGAAAGACGAUGGCAAAGCCACCGCCGUUUUCAAGAUGGAAAUGCAUUGCGAGGGCUGCGCCAAGAAAAUCAGAAGAGCCGUUCGUGGUCUAGAUGGUGUUGAAGAUGUGAAGACAGAUUGUGCGGCAAACAAAUUGACGGUAACGGGGAAAGCGGACCCCGCGGCCAUCAAGGAGAGGCUGGAGGAGAAAACGAAGAAGAAGGUGGAGCUCGUCUCUCCGCAGCCAAAGAAAGAUGGCGGUGGGGAGAAGAAGCCGGAGGAGAAAUCGGAGAAAAAGGAAGAGAAGAAGGAAGAGAAGAAGAAGGAAGACGACAAGAAACCCAAAGAGAGUUCUCUGGUGCUGAAGAUCAGACUGCAUUGUGAAGGUUGCAUCCAGAAAAUAAAGAAGAUCAUACUGAAGUUCGACGGAGUUGAGAAGGUGGUGGUAGAUGCGAUGAAGGAUCUGGUGACGGUGAAGGGCACCAUGGACGUGAAGGAAUUGGUUCCCUAUCUCAAGCAGAAGCUGAAAGGGAACGUCGAGGUCGUCCCGCCCAAGAAAGACGAAGGCGGAGAUAAGAAAGCAAAAGAAGCCGGCGGAGGUGGCGACAAGAAAGAGAAAGAAGCUGGAGGAGGAGGCGGCGACGGUGGAAAGAAAGAGGAAGGUGGUGGGACAAAGGUGGAGGUGAGCAAGAUGGAGUACCAUGGAUACCCAUACGGAGCUCCCAUGCACCACUGGCAAGAGGGACAAUCGUCGUCGUACGCUCAGAGUUACCCGAUGAUGGACGUUCAACAUCAUCAGCAAGGAUAUGGGCUUGUAAAUCAUGCGUAUGCGAACCAAGGAUAUGCGAAUCCAGGAUACGUAGAUCAUCCAGGAUAUGUAGUGCCGGCGAACCACCCGAUGCAUGCGCCGCAGAUGUUCAGCGACGAGAAUCCCAAUGCUUGUUCCGUCAUGUGAGUGAGAUAGCAAUCGAGAUUCGAAACCCAGAUCCCCCAAAACUCCAAAAGCCAAAACCCGUAGACGAAGUCGGAGUAUAUACUGUAUACUGAGACAAGAAAAGUAAAAAAGAAAAUAUUAAGGAAUUUUAAUUAGCUUAAUGGAUGGGUAUGGUAGCCGGUUCGUUUGGUUUGUUGGGUUGUUGGUUGUUCUUUAGUCAUUUUCAUCGUCUAAAUUUUGUACUAAUUUUUUAGAGUCGAAUGUAAUAAAAAGUAUACAAUAUAUUAUGAUGCUCAACCAGUAAUGUCAAAUAUACGUGGAGUUGAAUGUUUGAUUA